Messenger RNA from Pyrus x bretschneideri (Chinese white pear), 3147 nucleotides. RefSeq names its product phospholipase D delta. Lineage: Eukaryota; Viridiplantae; Streptophyta; Magnoliopsida; Rosales; Rosaceae. Gene Ontology annotation, molecular function: calcium ion binding; D-type glycerophospholipase activity. The coding region runs from base 341 to 2884 and encodes 847 amino acids. The record is from RefSeq and is a predicted model, not a curated record. Gene Ontology annotation, cellular component: plasma membrane. The transcript has 9 exons. Gene Ontology annotation, biological process: phospholipid catabolic process; phosphatidylcholine metabolic process.
AAAUCUCAAAACCUUCUCUUCUUAGUCCUCGAGUACGUCGCCCUCCACGUGUCCCAUACAAAUUUUUACCUAUAUACCGCGACACACCACCACUCACGUUUUCCCUCGUAGGAAGAUCGCAACCUCCCCCACAUAUUUCCUGCCUUUUACCGCCACCGGUUUUCACCGUUGGCUUCGUCGGAGGAUCCGAAGCCUAAACGAGACAACACUUUCCACCUUCUGACGGUUCCACAAAGUCAACGUCGGCCAAUUCCUAAAACUCUCCAACUCCUGGUUCCUCCGGCAACAGCCAACGGCAGCUCUCACAUUCAUCCCUCUUAGUACUGGCAUUGUAUAACUAAUGGCGGCAGAAGAAGACAAAUCUCAGACGAAGGUUGUCUACCUCCAUGGCGACCUUGAUUUGAAAAUUCUCGAGGCUCGAUGUUUGCCCAACAUGGAUAUGGUCUCGGAGCGCCUCCGCCGCUUCUUCUCGGCCUGCAGCAAACCUUUCACACGCCCGGCGGCCCACCACUCCCACGGCAAAAUCAUCACCAGCGACCCAUACGUCACCGUCUGCCUCGCCGGUGCUACAGUAGCUCGCACCCGCGUCAUUUCCAACUCCCAGAACCCCGUCUGGAAAGAGCAUUUCAAGAUCCCCCUGGCUCACCCUGUCUCGCAGGUCGAAUUCUACAUCAAAGACAACGACAUGUUUGGCGCAGAUUUAAUCGGCGUCGCGUCCGUCUCGGCGGUUAGAAUCCUUUCCGGCGAAACGAUCAGCGAUUGGUUCCCUAUCAUCGGGCCGUUGGGCAAGCCGCCGAAGCCGGACGCGGCCGUUAAGCUCGAGAUGCGGUUCACGAAAUGCGAGGACAAUCCCAUGUACCGGCACGGUAUUUCAAAUGAUCCAGACCACUUCGGGAUCCGAAACUGUUAUUUUCCGGUUCGGCAGGGAGGGCACGUGACGCUGUACCAGGACGCGCACGUGCCGGAGGCGAUGCUGGAGGAGAUUGAACUGGACGACGGCGUUACUUUUCAGCACGGGAGGUGCUGGGAGGAUAUCUGCCACGCGAUAUUGGAGGCGCAUCAUUUGGUAUAUAUUGUGGGAUGGUCAAUAUAUCAUCAGGUGAAGCUGGUGCGGGAACCGACGAAGCCUCUGCCGAGUGGCGGGAAUUUGAACUUGGGGGAGCUGCUUAAGUACAAGUCCGAAGAAGGCUUGCGAGUUCUUCUGCUCGUUUGGGAUGACAAGACUUCUCACAGCAAAUUCUUCAUCAAUACGAAUGGAGUGAUGCAAACUCAUGACGAAGAGACCCGCAAGUUCUUUAAGCACUCUUCGGUUUCAUGCGUGCUUGCACCUCGAUAUGCCAGCAGUAAGCUUAGCAUUUUCAAGCAACAGGUUGUUGGAACCCUGUUUACACAUCACCAGAAAUGUGUGAUUGUGGAUACACAAGCAUCUGGAAAUAACCGAAAGAUAACCGCCUUCAUAGGAGGUCUAGACCUCUGUGAUGGCCGCUAUGACACUCCCGAGCAUCGCCUCUUUCGAGACCUCGACAGUGUUUUCCAGGAUGAUUAUCAUAAUCCCACAUUUUCUGGAGGAACAAAGGGUCCAAGGCAACCGUGGCAUGAUUUGCAUUGCAAGAUAGAAGGGCCGGCUGCCUAUGAUGUGCUUACCAAUUUUGAGCAGCGUUGGAGAAAAUCCACAAAAUGGUCGGAGUUGGGCCAACGAUUCAAAAGAGUAUCUCGCUGGCAUGACGAUGCUUUGAUAAAAUUGGAGCGCAUCUCAUGGAUACUUAGUCCCUCCCCAUCAACUGCCAAGGAUGAUCCCGCCUUACGGGUUUCAGAUGAAAAUGACCCUCAAAACUGGCAUGUUCAGGUUUUUCGAUCCAUAGAUUCUGGAUCUCUGAAGGGAUUUCCCAAGGAUGUUUAUAAAGCAGAGGCUCAGAAUCUUGUUUGUGCCAAGAAUUUGGUAGUAGACAAGAGCAUACAAACAGCAUACAUUGAUGCAAUCCGAUCUGCACAACACUUCAUAUACAUUGAGAAUCAGUAUUUUGUCGGAUCGUCGUAUGGAUGGCCAGCUUACAAAGAAGCAGGUGCUGACAAUUUAAUCCCGAUGGAAUUGGCGUUAAAGAUUGCGAGCAAGAUAAGAGCAGACGAGAGAUUCGCAGUUUAUAUCGUCAUACCAAUGUGGCCAGAGGGUGUUCCCUCCUCUGCUUCUGUGCAAGAAAUUCUCUAUUGGCAGGGACAGACAAUGCAAAUGAUGUAUGAAGUCGUAGCAAAAGAGCUGAAAGCCAUGAAAGUGGAGAAUGCUCAUCCGCAGGACUACCUAAACUUCUACUGUCUUGGAAAUCGGGAGAAGGUGCCGGACACGCUAUCCUGUCACGUGAAUCAAGCUAACAGAAACGGAGAAUCUCACACGGUUUCGGCGUCCCAAAAGUUUCAACGGUUUAUGAUUUACGUACAUGCCAAGGGAAUGGUGGUAGACGAUGAGUAUGUGAUCAUAGGUUCCGCAAAUAUCAACCAACGAUCUAUGGCGGGUUCUAGAGACACCGAGAUAGCCAUGGGCGCAUACCAGCCCCACCACACUUGGGGUAAGAAGAAGCGUCAUCCUCGUGGCCAGGUGUAUGGGUAUAGAAUGUCACUUUGGGCAGAACACUUGGGGAUGGUGGACAAAUGCUUCAAGGAGGCUGAAACGUUGGAUUGUGUGAAGCGUGUGAACGCUAUCGCUGGAGAUAACUGGACGAGGUUUGUGGCGGAUGACUUUGCACCAUUACAAGGGCAUUUGAUGAAAUACCCGGCUGCGGUGGAUGUCAAUGGGAAGGUAAGUGCAAUUCCUGGACGAGAGAGUUUCCCUGACGUCGGUGGUAAGAUCCUCGGAGGCCGAACUACCCUUCCUGAUGCACUCACUACAUAACUUUAAACAUUAGGCAGGCUGCAGACUCCUUCAAUUUUUUCUCCCAUGUUUAUAUUUUCAUCACCAUUCGAUACGAAAAUGCUGACCUGAUUGAAAGAAGGGGUUCCAUACUAUACAAAAGGUGUGGGAGCGUACAAGUAUUAGUGACAAAUCGAUCGCAAGCACCCUAUUACUGGAAUGAAUUUAGGGUACAUAGCUCUUGUAAUUUAUCACCUCAAUAGUGUAUACCCUAUUGAAAUUAAUUCAAUUUAUUUCUUCUUUUU